CCCGACUGUUCCCACAACCAGUUUCAAGCCAGCUCUCGAGCGGUGGAGUCGUCGCCGUCCCACAUAUAACACCAUAGUAUCAUAGAUCCCCGAUCCACUCACUCCCUCCACUUCCCACGCUUCUGUGCAUUCAAGUGCAACUAAAAAUAGUAGCUAUUUCUUUUGUUUUGCUUUGUGUUUUUGCAAAACAACAAUUUGAAGGCAAUUUACAUACACGAAGCUGAGAAAGAAAACCGCCAAAAUUGGUUACCUAACGAAAACCUCGUUUGUGCUACGGGACGGCAAACUUACUUGUAUCGCCAUCAAGAACCUCUGCAUCUUAUCCCACCCCAAAUUCCCCGCAUUAUCCUCCUUGCAUCAAGUUUCUCUUGGAACUCUUCACCUCUAAACAAAAGUAAACAAAAGAAGACGAUAUGGGCUUCAGUUCGCGAAUGGACUGCUGCGGGCAGUUCGUCAAGUACAGUCUUUUCAUAGCCAACUUUGUGAUAUUCGUGGGUGGAGCCAUUGUGUUUUGCCUCACCCUGUGGACUCUGGUGGAUCGUAGUUUCGUCAAUGAGUUGCUCGGUACAAAUCUUUUCUCGGGAGCUGUCUACGUCCUGCUGGUUACCUCGAUUAUCAUUUGCCUGGUGUCCUUUUUGGGUUGUGUUGGUGCUGGAAAAGAAGUCAAAUGCCUGCUUCUAACAUAUUUCAUAAUAGUGGCCCUAGUUUUCGUCACCAUGCUAAUUGGCGGCGUCUUGGGUUACGUGUUUCGCGAACGAGUUCAGCAGACCAUGCGGCAGGAAAUGCGAUCGACGAUGGCGCUGUACGGAAGCAGGAGGGAGAUCACCCAGGCCUGGGACUUGACCCAGGAGCGACUACAGUGCUGCGGAGUGGAUACGUGGCACGACUGGAAUAGGUACGGACCGGUGCCCGAGUCCUGCUGCCAGGAGCUGUUCGGUGGCCAACGCAAGGAGUGCACCAUCUUUCCGACCAUCACGAAUCUGUACAACCAGGGCUGCCUCUAUGUGACAACCAACUUCAUCAGGGACCACGCGGCGGUUAUUGGGGGUACAUCCAUAGCGGUGGCCAUACUGAUGAUCUUUGGCAUGAUAUUCUCCUGUCUACUAUUCAAUAUGAUCGAAUAGCGCCAAAGAGAAGGGAAAUCCCAUGGUCACGCAGGAAAAUCAGAUACCAAGGUCCACAGUCCGAAAGAAACCGAUUUUUAAACGUACUUCGCUGGAGUUAUAUUAAGAGUAUUAUCCGAGUGUAUGAUUAUGUUAGAUCUGCACAGGUCAACUUUGCGUUUGUAUUAUGUAUUGUAUGUAUAUACGUGUCUAGAUACGCAUAACUAGUGAGUAUUGAACUUAGUAGUGAUUGUAUUGUUAUCAUCUGUUGCAUAAAAGUGUAUUAUUUUUAUGAAAUUCUGUAAAUUUUGUCUUAAGCCCCCGUUAUCAAAGACCCAUUACUUUUGCUAGUUUUAAGCGAGCUUUUCUAUUCUGCAUGGAGAAUUUAGAUGUCUGUCCAUUGUUGUUUCUAAUAAAAUUAGUUAAAACCAAA
This is a messenger RNA of Drosophila yakuba, 1536 nucleotides long. Its product is annotated as CD151 antigen. The coding region runs from base 414 to 1124 and encodes 236 amino acids. The record is from RefSeq and is a predicted model, not a curated record. Gene Ontology annotation, cellular component: membrane. Lineage: Eukaryota; Metazoa; Arthropoda; Insecta; Diptera; Drosophilidae. The transcript is spliced from 8 exons.